Purpureocillium takamizusanense is the source of this 6381-nucleotide messenger RNA. It is a transcript of the gene LTE1, whose product is annotated as Guanine nucleotide exchange factor lte1. The coding region runs from base 305 to 5704 and encodes 1799 amino acids. Gene Ontology annotation, molecular function: guanyl-nucleotide exchange factor activity. Gene Ontology annotation, biological process: Ras protein signal transduction; positive regulation of GTPase activity. The transcript is spliced from 3 exons. The record is from RefSeq and is a predicted model, not a curated record. NCBI's taxonomy places the organism in Eukaryota, Fungi, Ascomycota, Sordariomycetes, Hypocreales, Ophiocordycipitaceae. Gene Ontology annotation, cellular component: plasma membrane.
CCCUCCACCACGUCCCGCCGUCCUGCUAUCUCAGCUCCCCGAGCGAAUCUGUCUCCAGCCCGUCGUCGACUGUUGCACUUCUCCGCCUCACCCGUUGCCGCCCCCGUCAUCUGGCUGCGCGUUUGUUUCCUCGCCAGAUUCCUCGGCGCCUCGUUUGCGUCUGUCCCUCGACUCGCGACGUGUGGUCCAUGACGAUUCUUCGAUAAGCGGGCGACGCGACCCGUCCCUGCAUGGCGUCUGGAAAUUACGGCAUCAACCGCGUCGAGCAGCCCCAGGCUCUGGCCUGACGUAGCCAUCGUCGCUCAUGGACGCCGUUGACGUGCACCAUCCUGGCAAGCCGCCUGCCUCCGGCAUCACCGCGUCGCCGCCCCUGCGAAACGAUUCCACACGUAACGUCACGUCGCUUAGGCGUCCCACACGGGACUCGAGGCCCAAGAGGUUGGGCAGCUCGGCCGGCAAGGCCGCUGCAUCGCCGCCGAAGCUCUCCUCGGCCAGACUGCCCGCCAGGAUCGCCACCGCCGCCCCCGCGACGACGACAGGUAAACCACUGUUACCAGCCACGGAGCGGCUUUCGCGGGAAGAAAAGGCAUUGCUUCGGCCAGGGCGGGAGGCCGAGGCAGACAAGGACGAUGUUGCUCCAGACGGUUCCUCGGCGGGUCGCGAAGGUCGGCAGUUUACUGUCGCCAACGUGGGUAAUAAUGGGAGGAUUUAUUUGAGACCUACCGUUCGGCUUGCUCACCAGCGUUACCCGCAGCCCAACUUUGUCUUUCCCGUAACGCCUCCAGGCGCCGGGGGGCUAAACCAGUCCGUUCAGGGCAAACCACCUAAGAACCCAAAGGGUGCGAGGCCACCGAAACCGCUCGAGCUAGACUUGAGCCAAUGGACACCGACACCAACCGCAUCGCCUUUGGUCGGGGAGAAGCAGUACUUCCCAGACGCUCGUGGCCUCAACCAUCCCACGAGGCAACGGCGAGCCAUGUCAGACACCACGAUGCAGGAGUACAGCGCUGCCGCUGAGUCGGACAAGGACACGUUCAAAGUCGUCAUUUCGAGACCGGCGGGCGAGGAGCAACGGCCGCGCACCAUGGACGACCUGGACGCCACCGCCGGGCCACUCUUGAACAUCAACAUCCCGUCGUGGCGCAUCGGAACGCCCAGGUUCACCUUGAGAGGCACUCCCAUCAUACGCGGGUCGUCAUAUGCCCCUACCGAGGACAUCAGAUCCAGCAGCGUCUCGCUGCUUGAUCCUUCCUCCAAGGAUUACGGUGUGCUGCUGCCUAAACCACGGCCGCGAGGGAUUCCCCUGGCUGCUACCAGGCCUCCACAGUCACAAGUGCCGUCGCAGCAAAGCCAGCCGCAUCCGCCGCCCUCCCCCAAGCCGUCUCCUCCACCCGUACGGGACACUUACAUAUCCACCCAUUUGGUGAUUGAACCUGGCAUGUUCAACGAUCUGACGUUCGAGCCCGCUUGUGACGACCGCUCCAUUGUUCGGUAUUCCCCGGCUGGCGCGGUAACUGCGGCGACCCCGCCACGCUUGGUUGCUGAGAUCACGUCUCCCAGCUUUCUCGACUACGAACUAAUCUCCGACUUCUUUCUCACCUACAGAGCAUUCUUGGAGCCUGUCAGCCUACUUCGUAUGCUUGUCGCGCGGCUGAGAUGGGCUUUGGCGCGCACGGAUGAGAGGGGGAUGAUAGUUCGGGUGCGGACUUUCGUUGCCGUGCGCCACUGGAUCCUGAACUACUUCACAGAUGACUUUAUAUACGACUACGACCUGCGCGAAACGUUCUGCACCCUGCUCAACGAGUUCGUCGAAGAGGUGUCGCAGGACCAGUCCUCGCGCAAAGUUCAACUCAAGAUUUUGGCCGAGCUCAAAAAGUGCUGGAGACGCAUCUGCGCCCAAUACUGGGAUGGCUCGGAGUUUGACGAUUCUUUGGGGCCAGAGGUGCCCAUUUCGCCGGGCGGCGUGGCCGAAGCUGCGGAGGCCGAGCAAGGAGACAUGGACGCUGCGCCGGUGAACGUCUCCCGAUCCAUGCCCAAAGUCUCUACGAGCACCGAUCCAGAGACACCCUACAUUGAGGGGGAGCAAAUCCUGCCUGUGGGGGACCUGAGUCUCGUAGGGCACCGACCUGGCACCCCUCAGAAUAGGGUGAGCGAUGGAGCCGAGUGGGAGGACGUGGCGGCGGGCUCACCCCUCAGCAUGGCGAGUAUGGACAUUGUCUCGUGCUCGUUUCCAAGCAAGACCCUCAAGGCCCUGAAUCCCAACGCGACGCAGCUCAUGGCGGCACACCCAGUUCCCGCGACGUCGGCCGCCGCUGGGGCCGCCCAAGUGGCAACGACGCCAAAGGCCCUCACGGGCAAGCGCGUGCGUCCAGCUCAGACACACAAGCGGAACAACAGCAUCAGCGACUCGCUGCGAGAUCACGGCUCUGAUAGAUCCUCGUCCCACGACCAGGACCUUUCGACUAUGCUGCCCUCGGCUGGCAGCCUGGUCCGUGGCAACCUGCUGCCUCCAGGCCAGGCCUACGUUGACUAUGAGCCGUUCGGCCCCUAUAGCAGCAACAACCGACAGACAACCAUCUUCCAGCCUAGUGUUCGCGAGCUCCCCAAAUUGAGGAAUGCGGGCGGUGCCAUGUCGGGGAACGGAAUGAAGAAGCUCAUUGGCAGUGUCCGCCGAGCUAUUCGUGCACGCGGCUCGGGCGUCUCUCCAACUGAGGGUCAUUUCAUGACCAUUGCCCCCGUUGGUCCUCGUGGCGCUACCACGAACCGGCUUCCAGGCACUGCCGUUGUGCCCAUGGGGCGCCCCAGAAACCAUGCAGGGCGACCCCCGGUCCGCAUCGACCUCCUCGGAGCAGAAGUUGCCGAAGACUUCAAGAAGGCCGUUCGCGAAGAGGAGGCGGCUGCUCAGGCCGAGGCACAACGCCUAGAAAUGGAUGCGCCACCCAAGUCUGCGCCGCCGUACGGAGGGCAUCCGGAUUACUCGGCUGCUCUCAUGGAUUCGAGCACCUUUGAUGGGCCCUCCCCUGUCCAAAGGCCACGGUCGGUGAGUGACAUGGGAAUCACCGUCGGUAGCAAGUCAAUCGUCAUCGUCGACGACACCGUUCCCUUCGAGAUGGCCCCGCCUCAGGGACACUACCCGACGGUAGCAAAUCCAUCUGUCGACACGUUUGCAGAUGCCUUCAUGACCAGCGCCGCGGACCCUACGCCGCCAAACACCCCUCCUUCCAGCUCCCUUCGAGGGAACACUCCACGGAGAUCGUCGUUUCUCCUCAACCAACAUGUCAGAACUUCAUUGAUUCAAGAUGCUCUGCCUCCUUUCAUCCCGGACUUGGCGACGCUCGAGGGGACACGGAGCACGCGGGGCUCUGAGGAUGCGCCUCGUCCAUCGCUUUCCACGUCGCGCCCGGCAAGGCGCCCACCCGUGAGCGGUGUAGCCCUCCGAAUGCACAAGAAGAGCCGGUCCAAAGGGGCUCCUCGAUCACUCAACUCGAUCAUCCACCGCAACUACAGCUCCUUUGGCAGUGGCAGCGCGCUCCCCGCGACCGUGCUCAGCUUCGACGCAACGACUGAUUCAGGGGCGUCGGCGACUGACGCUGGGUCCGAUGUCCCAAUACCGGCCCCGCUUCAUGUUCUACGAAGGCGCCCCGGGGGAGAUUUGAGGUCUGCGAACCACGUCGCAGAUCUCGACAGGGCCUCGCUGCGGAGAUCCCGAUCUGUGGGCUCGCUCGCAGCGUACACGGAUUCUAUCCGCAGCUCCUAUCUCCUCGAUACACGCCCGGAUUCCGCCGGAAACUCGGGUCCGCUUUCGCCGCGAGCGCAAUUGGACCACGACGGAGCUUUCUCGGUCGGUCAACUUGCGGACAGACAGCCUAUCAAGCGUAACUUAUCUCUUUUCAGCACUCACUCGUCUAAGCCCAUCAUGCGCCCUUCAUUCGAAGCGGAGGCGCAGAAGCUAGCGCAGAUCCCUGACGACGACGAUGACGGAGGGAUUGAGUCCGCGUUGGCGAAGCUCGAGGGCAAAUACGACAAAAAGACCUUCAAGCGGUCAGUGGAAGUGAAGCUGCCUGACGCUGGUGAAGAGGAUGUUGAAAGGGCGCGUAACGAAAGGGAAGCAAGUGUCGUCGAUUCGGAGGCGCUGCGGCAAGAGAAGCAUGAGAAACGGCAUUUGCAUAUCAUGGACGAACAACCCAAUACCGUGGUAGACCAAGCCCCGGACAUGAUGGAUCAAGUACCCCCCAAGGAAAUCAAAGCCACGUCACGAAGGGGGCUAAAAUCUUUCCUCUCCGUUGGCUCCCAGGGGUCAUAUUGCUCUAUCCCCCUUCUUGAAAGGGACUUCACCGACGGCGCUCGGAGCAGAAUCGGCACAAUGGAGUGGACUGACAGGUCCGUCUUGAGAGGCUCCGAUGACAGCGAUUCGCUGGUCGAGGUUGAGCGAGAUCCCGAUGGCGCCGGCGCAGAGCCCGGGCAGCACCUGUCCUUCGACCUAGUCGAGAAGACAGCAAGCAUAGAGCGAAUCAAGUCUGGCGAGCUUGCCCCUUCGGAAACCGAGAAUCAGUCGUUCCUGGACGAUGCCAGCGCAAACGAUACCGACCUGUCCUCGGAACUCUCCGUUGAGGGCAUCGGCGCCGAGGACUCGGACAAUGACUUGUUCGGAAAAUACCAGUCUCCCAACCUCAUAUACAGGCAAUCCACGUCGAGAACAUCCACGCACCAGAUGACCUUGGCUCAAGCUCUUAGCAUGUCACCCGGCCUCUCCAAGAGGCAGGAUGACCGCGACGGCCCGGUUGCACCAGCACAGCCGCUGCUUCCUUCACCAGAGCUGACGCCAACCCUUCCACAGGGCCGCGGGCAUUCAUCACCGGACCUAAAUGAGCCCGGAGAUUCCAACCCUUCGAGGGGGGCGCCCGGCUUUGGUAACAUCCGAAAGUACUCGGUCCAUCUACCCUUCAUCUUGGCCUUUGAUUCGGAUAUUCUCGCCCAGCAGUUCACCCUGAUUGAGAAGGAUGCGUUGAACGAGAUUGACUGGAAAGAACUAAUCGAUAUGAAUUGGAAGAACGCUGCUAGAAGCGACUCUCGUUCGUGGGUACACUACCUGCAAAACAGCGAGGCACAAGGCGUUGAAGUGGUGAUCGCGCGGUUCAACAUCAUGGUCAAGUGGGCCAUCUCCGAGAUCGUUCUCACUCAACACAUCGAGGAGCGCGCCCGAUGCAUCAUCAAGCUUAUCCAUAUCGCCUCUCACUGCCGACGAUACCGCAACUUUGCGACCCUGGCCCAGCUGGCCAUUGCACUGUCUAGCAACGAGAUAUCUCGCUUGACUCAGACCUGGAAGCUGGUGCCUGCGCACGAUGUCAAGACCCUCAACAGUCUAGAGGCCCUGGUCACGCCGAGCCGGAACUUUCAUGCCAUCCGAGCAGAGAUGGAGAUGGGGUCCGAUGCCGGAUGCAUACCCUUUGUGGGCAUUUACACUCACGACCUGCUUUAUAAUGCUCAGCGCCCCUCGGAGAUUGCAAGCUCCCCCAUGACGGCACCGUUGGUUAAUUUUGAACGCUGCCGCAUCGCUGCUGCCGUCGUCAAGACACUUCUCCGCCUUCUGGAAGCAAGUACGAGAUAUUCGUUUGUUCCCAUUGAGGGUAUUACGGAACGUUGCCUUUGGGUUGGCGCCUUGAGCGAUGAUGAAAUCAGACGCCAUUCUGAGAGCCUUGAAUAAACAGACCCGGCCGCCGCAUCUCGAACACAACCAUAAUCCACCAAUACGCCAAAAUUAAUCCGUCAGCUCUUUCGCUAUUGCUCGGGCUCCUUUGUCAAUACUUGUGCUUUGUCCUCUCUCAGAAUGUCGACAGCCAAGAGAGCUGGAUACUUGCCUACAACUCGUCACCUUUAUUUGCCGCUUACGUUCCUCCUUCAAGCGAUUGCAGCCGGGACUACGUUUCAAUGCGAAGUAUCUUGGUUCACCAGCACACACAUACACACGCACACACAUGCACUUGCUGCAAAACCAUCACCACCCACAGAUACCCAAGAAAGGGGAGUUACACGCAGCGCAGCACACUUUUUUUUUUAACGGUCUUAUUUAAACGUGUUUUUCUGUUUCUCUUCCCGAUGGAGGUUGAACCAUGGGAGGUCGCCUUUGAUACCAGGGAACGUUGGGCGAGGGCGCCAUGGGUGGGUGGAUUAGACGGCGCUCGGCUGGCAGCAUCACGAUUUAGCAAUGGGGUUUUUUUUUAUAGCCCCUCUCCUCUUGUAUGUCUGGGCGCGGCUUGGGAGUCCUGACGUUGUCGCGCUAGCCCAACAUUGGAGAAACUUAUCUGUCCAUUCUGGUCAGGAUGGUAAUAAAAGGGGGCCAUGGAGCCCCUGUUGUAAGCUUGCACAGGCAAUGUCCGUGAC